Oncorhynchus masou masou (cherry salmon) is the source of this 1842-nucleotide messenger RNA. Its product is annotated as guanine nucleotide-binding protein G(t) subunit alpha-2-like. Gene Ontology annotation, cellular component: heterotrimeric G-protein complex; photoreceptor outer segment; photoreceptor inner segment. Lineage: Eukaryota; Metazoa; Chordata; Actinopteri; Salmoniformes; Salmonidae. Gene Ontology annotation, biological process: detection of chemical stimulus involved in sensory perception of bitter taste; adenylate cyclase-modulating G protein-coupled receptor signaling pathway. Gene Ontology annotation, molecular function: GTPase activity; G-protein beta/gamma-subunit complex binding; GTP binding. Bases 500 to 1558 code for a protein of 352 amino acids. The transcript is spliced from 8 exons. The record is from RefSeq and is a predicted model, not a curated record.
UUUAAUAAAUCUUAAACAUAAGUUCUGAAGAGCCAUUCUCUGGUGUCCAAGUUACAGAAAAUGAAAACAACUACUUUCCUGGCUCCAAUGUAUCAAUAGUCAGAGUAUCUCUCCAUCCCAAAUCCCCAACCAACCCUAGUGGAACCAAACUGGGCCUGCGUUGGUCUUUUCACUCCUAAUUAGCUGUGUUAAUAGGAUUUGUCUUCUGGUGUUUCCAUGUUGUAAGACAUGCGAUUUAAACCACAGAGAUAUUUAGCCUCUGAAGCUGCAGAGGAGCGACACUUUGACUCAGUAUCCCUUGAACAGUAGUCUACCUACUACCUAACAACUCAUUGUCUUUCUAUCUGGACAUCUAUUGAUAAUCUAACGGGUCUUCAAUCACCUCAACGACCUGUCAAUCAAUCAUCCCGUAGGAGAUUUUCUUGUUUUGUUGUAGCACGUUUGGUGACUACAAACCUGUUUCUGUGUAGCGAGGCACCCAGGACAACUAACCACCAAGAUGUCGAUGGACGAGCCUGAGGAUCUGGAGAUGGAGGGAGAGGAGGGGAUAGACGCCAAGGAGCUGAAGAAGGAGCUGGCUGAGUCCAAGGCAGUUAAAGUGCUGAUGCUGGGUGCUGAGGAGUCGGGGAAAAGCACCAUCGUAAAACAAAUGAAAAUCCUCCACCUGGGUGGUUUUAAUAAGGAGGAGAAGGUGAUGUACAGAGAGGUGAUCUUUGGUAACAUCCUGCAGUCAGCUCUGUCCAUCGUCAGAGGCAUGAGCAUCCUGGGGAUCAAGUACGGAUCACCAGACGCAGAGGAUGAGGGCAAGAAGCUGGAGAACCUUUCCAACUCUACUGAAGAGGGCACCAUGCCUUCUGAGCUGGCUGAGUGCAUCAAGAAGCUGUGGCUGGACCCUGGUAUCCAGGAGUGCUUUGAGAGAGCAGCUGAAGGCUACCAGCUCCUCGACUCCGCUCACUACUUCCUCAGUGACCUUGACCGCAUCACCGUGGCUGACUUGACCCCCAAUGACCAAGACAUCCUACGGUGCAGGAUCACGACCGGCGGGGUUAACGAGGAGAGGUUCAUCUGCAGAGACAUCCAAUUCAGGAUGUUUGAUAUGAGCGGUAGAAGAGAAGAGAGGAAGAAGUGGAUCCACUGCUUCCAGGGCGUCCAUUGCGUCCUGUUCUGUAGUGCCCUCAGCGCGUAUGACCUGGUGCUGCUGGAGGACGAGGAAAUGAACCGCAUGCACGAGUCUCUCCACCUAUUCAACAGUAUCUGCAACCACAGGUUCUUCGAGGACACCAUCCACGUGCUCUUCCUCAACAAGAAGGAUGUCUUCCAAGAGAAAAUCAAGCAUGUCCACCUCAAUGUCUGCUUCCCUGACUACGAUGGGCCAAAUACAUACGAAGACGCCAGUAACCACGUGAAGAUGCAGUUUGAGUCUCUGAACUUGAAGCAGGCGGAGAAACCCAUCUAUACCCACGUCACCUGCGCUGUAGACACACAGGACGUGAACCAGGCCUUCGACACCGUCACAGACAUCAUCAAAAUCAAUCUAAAAGAUGCCGGGCUGUUCUGAGGCAUGACCCUCUAUAUUACUGCCUGAUGCAUGCACACACACACACACACACACACACACACACACACACACACACACACCUCAGUGCCCAGUAGGAAAUCCCUGUCUGAGACCCGACAUCAGUCCUGUCGCCUCACUGACACACUGUAAUAAGGGCCAGCUGUGGCCAAACUAUCGGCAAUUCACUUAUAACACACGGUGACAUACUGUAUUUGCCUUGACAUGCCAUUAAUAUUGCCUUGGUCUUAUGCGCUUUGUCCCUUCUAGUACAUUUUGUUUCUAUG